AUGGCGGAUGCUGAUACCCUGCCAGAACCUGAGGUGCUUGGGCUGGAACUUGAAGCGGUGAUCGGCUUCAACGGACAUGUACCUAGUGGUCUGAUAUGCCAUCCUGAUCAGGAACAUUUGGUCUAUCCUUUGGGUUGCACAGUUCUUAUUGAGUCAAUAAACACAAAAAAGCAAUAUUUCCUACAUGGACAUGGCAAUAAUGUCUCCUGCGUUACUAUUUCCUUAAAUGGUGCAUAUGUUGCUUCUGGACAGGUUACCUUUAUGGGAUUCAAGGCAGAUGUCAUUUUGUGGGAUUAUGCAAAGAAGGAGCUAAUUGCUAGGUUGUCACUUCACAAGGGCAAAAUUGAAGCUCUGGCUUUUUCUCCAAAUUCCAAAUACCUAGUAUCAUUAGGAGGUCCAGAUGAUGGAAGUGUGGUUGUGUGGAGUGUUAUCAAGAGAGAUGCCAUCUGUGGCAGUCCUGCAGCUGGUUUUAAUGUUGGGAAUGCCACGACAAUCAUCUAUUCAAACUGCCGAGAAGAGAUGUUUGUUACUGCUGGAAAUGGAACAAUCCGAGUGUGGGAACUGGAUCUCCCGAAUAGGAAAAUCUGGCCAACUGAAUGCCAGACAAGACAGUUGAAAAGAAUAGUACUAAGUAUUACAAUGGCAGAGGACGAUAGUUUUUUCUACAUUGGUACAACAACUGGAGACAUCCUUAAAUUGAGCCCCAGAACAAAACUAUUAGCUGACACAGGUCCAGUCAAGGACAAAUUCAGUGGGGGAGUCACAACUAUUAAGUGUCUGAAGAUGGGAAGUGUGUUAAUAGGCUCCGGAGCAGGAGUGGUGGCUCUUUGUAAAAGCCCAAGCUACAAACCAAUCAAGAAAAUUCAGUUACAAGGUGGAGUCACCUCCAUUGCACUCCGAGGUCAAGGGCACCAGUUCUUUGUUGGAACAGAAGCAGCCCAUAUUUAUUGCCUCGGUUACACUGAUUUUAAAGCAGAACUCAUUGCUACCUGUCACAGUGGUGCUGUCCAGGACAUUGUUUUCCCAUUUGGCACUGCUGACUUGUUUGCCACAUGUUCCAAGGAUGAUAUCCGAGUAUGGCAUACUUCUUCCAACCGAGAACUCUUACGGAUCACUGUGCCAAAUAUGACCUGCUGUGCUAUUGACUUUAUGAGGGAUGGCAAAAGCAUCAUUUCAGCAUGGAAUGAUGGCAGAAUCCGUGCAUUCACUCCAGAGACAGGUCGACUGAUGUAUGUCAUAAACAAUGCUCAUAGCAUUGGAGUGACAGCCAUAGCCACUACAAGUGAUUGCAGAAGAAUCAUCAGUGGAGGUGGUGAAGGGCAGGUGAGGGUAUGGGAAAUAAGCCCUCAAUCACAGAAACUGGAAGAAGCUCUAAAGGAGCACAAAUCAUCAGUAUCCUGCAUUAAGGUAAAGAAGAAUAAUGAAGAGUGUGUCACAGCCAGCACAGAUGGGACUUGCAUUAUUUGGGACCUUGUACGUCUGAAGAGGAACCAGAUGAUUCUAGCCAACACUUUAUUUCAAUGUGUUUGCUAUCAUCCAGAAGAAUUUCAGAUUAUCACCAGUGGGACAGACAGAAAAAUCGGUUACUGGGAAGUGUUCGAUGGGACAGUAAUUAGAGAGCUGGAAGGCUCCUUGUCUGGUUCAAUCAAUGGAAUGGAUAUUUCAACAGAAGGAGUACAUUUUGUCACAGGUGGGGAUGACCAUUUAGUCAAAGUGUGGAAUUAUAGUGACGGUGAAGUGACCCACGUUGGGGUGGGACACAGUGGCAACAUUAUCCGCAUGAAGAUAAGCCCCAAUAAUGAACACAUUGUUAGUGUAAGCGCAGAUGGAGCCAUUUUGAGAUGGAAAUGCCCUUUUACCUCUUGA
Messenger RNA from Gracilinanus agilis (Agile Gracile Mouse Opossum), 1866 nucleotides. RefSeq names its product cilia and flagella associated protein 52 (gene CFAP52). Lineage: Eukaryota; Metazoa; Chordata; Mammalia; Didelphimorphia; Didelphidae. Gene Ontology annotation, biological process: cilium assembly. The record is from RefSeq and is a predicted model, not a curated record. The transcript has 14 exons. Bases 1 to 1866 code for a protein of 621 amino acids. Gene Ontology annotation, molecular function: protein binding.